AUGAGUCGCGACAAGGAGGAUAGGGCAGGUAGCCUCAGCCGCCAGGGUUCAACGGCCUCAUCGCCCGACAGUUCCGAACCCAGGGCCGCUAAUCGGUCCAAAGCAAACAUUCGAGUUUCCCUAGCAUGCGUCCAGUGUCGCAGCAAGCACGUUAAAUGUGAUGCCACCUUACCAGCCUGUAAUCGCUGUCAGCAAGAGGACAAACCAUGUUUCUAUGCAAAAUCCAGACGAGGCAUUCGUGACCCCAAAAAACGAAGUUUAAUAUCAGACAAACCGCCAGCAACCUCAUCCGGAUCCUUCUUUUCAGCCUCCAAUUAUUCUCCGACGGCCCCGUCCGUCCAAACCCUUCAUGACUUACCCGGUGGUUGGACCGUUAGCUCCGGCGCGCAAACCCCCGUUUCACCUCAGAAUGAGAAGGAAUUGUUGCUCGAUCUGUUCUAUAGUUAUUUUCACCCGAGCUACCCUUGCCUUCCGCCAAAAAGAUUUUUCUUUAAUCAAGUUGAGACAGAUCCAGACUCUUAUCACUUUCUCCUUUCCGUCCUCAACUACUGCGGGUCGCUGUAUACAAAUCAAGUCUCAUCGGAUGACUUAAGAGAGACGGCCUUUUCUGGGGCGUGCGGAUCGUUGCCAUUCACCGUACAGUCAGUUCAGGGCCUUCUCCUUUUGAGCAUUGCUGCCUUUGGAGAGAUGAAGUUCGAUCAUCACACUGGUUGGGCUAGUAGGGCGGUCAAUAUAGCUGUUGAUAUCGGGAUGAAUCGAAAGGCGUUUGCUGAUGGAACAUCGGAUUCCUUGCUUGCGGAGAGUUACCGACGAACAUGGUGGUGCUUAACCUUCCAAGAUUUCACACGAACCUUGCCUGGUGUAGGAGCCACGCUCCCCAUCGCCAGCGUGGAGUCCGAUGUAGAUUUGCCUUGUGAAGAAUGGGAAUACGAAUCAGGGAUUAUCCCUCAACCGAUCUCCCAAUCUCAGUACCAGACGCAAGUCAACUUGGGGCAAUCCGAUUUUUCCUCGAUGGCGUACCUGAUUGAAAUUUCUAAGAUCGAAACGGAUUUGGUCUCACCGUAUCUCGAGGCUGCGGAUGAUAAGAAAACGGAGUUGUUCGAACGAGCUGACGCUCGAAUCUGUGAUUGGCUACGACGUGUUCCGAAAUGGAAGAUGAAUUUAGUUGAUCCCGACGGUGUGGUUGAUGUGAUACUUUAUCAUGGUGUUGCCAUGGCGCACGUUAAUCGGCUUCGACUUAGACAGACCGCCCCUCGGAAUGGCCUCAACAUACGAGAAUACUUCCCUCUGGGGCCAGCCAAAGGGCCUGAUCGGAAGGGGCAAAUAGUCAAAGGCUUUGGAUGGAACUCUCACCCUAUUGACAUUCAAGCAGCCAAUAACUACUGCGAUCUAUUUCGGCAUCCGUUUCCCACAAGAAGUCUUCGAGCAAUCUUCGCGACCGGCAUGCUUCGAGUAGCUUUAGCUUACCUAGAUGCAUGCGUAUUUCUUGGAUUAGACUCGCCAGUCUUUCGGGAGCGAAUCAAUAGGAUCACGCAGAUUCUAACAGCCCACGGGGAGACCUGGCCCCUUUCCCGAAAGGUCGCAGAAGAUAUAAAGAUAGUCGCGAAGGAAUAUCUGACGCCGCGAAUAAGUCAAAGCUGGAAGCCGGGUAUCACAGAGUCCGAGGCUUGGGCGGCGGUCUCUAGCACUCUCUUGAACCAAACACCGAGUUUAGGCUCCAAUUUCGGCUUUGAACCUUAUCAACAGGUCUAUCAAGUCGAGGGGUGGGCUAUGAAUGAUGGCUGGCCCGCCAAUCUCACUGAUAUAUACCAACCAUGAAAGAAAGCGCCUGCUCUUGGACCAAGUAUAUAUAUAUAUAUAUAUAUAUCGAUGAUUGUGAUGUUUCUCUUUUUCACUGCAUGAUACCGGAGCACAGGAAUUUCACUGGUGGUGGAAUCAUGAGGAACAAAGGGGUCACGGCAAGAGAUUAGGCUCAGUCUAAUCUAGGCGUUCUAUGAUGGGCUGAAACUUCAACUUCCAGAUAUCCCAAGUCCCACGGAUAACAAAGAGGAGGGGGGGGGGGGAAAUCAAUGCAUAGGGCCCCCCUAAACCGGUAUCAGGAGACAUUUACGAAUUUUUAGUAUUAUACCAACCUUGAAAUCACCACAUAAUGCCUACCGAUAAGUGUAGGUAGGUAGUAUUUAUUGAUUAAAUACCUAGGUACUUAUAUGAUAUCCCACCUUACUUUAACUCUUUAGGAGUAAUCCACUUCAACAGUUUCUAUAUAAAUGCUACAUGUAGUCCAUUCCGACAGUUAAAUGGAUUCUUUUUUUAUUGAGAUGCAAAUAAUAGCAGGGUUGCUGUUCUACCAAACAUCAUGCUUUACAUUAUGCUUUAUUGAGAUACAGAAUUACAU
This is a messenger RNA of Hypoxylon fragiforme, 2395 nucleotides long. RefSeq lists its product as uncharacterized. The transcript has 3 exons. NCBI's taxonomy places the organism in Eukaryota, Fungi, Ascomycota, Sordariomycetes, Xylariales, Hypoxylaceae. The record is from RefSeq and is a predicted model, not a curated record. Gene Ontology annotation, molecular function: DNA binding; DNA-binding transcription factor activity, RNA polymerase II-specific; zinc ion binding. The coding region runs from base 1 to 1818 and encodes 605 amino acids. Gene Ontology annotation, biological process: DNA-templated transcription; regulation of DNA-templated transcription.